UGAUAGUGGAGAAAUGAUAGAAUAGAGAAACUAUGAGAGUGCUCAUGGUUAAACAAUGAAUAUAGAUAGAGAGAGAGAAAACUACAAUCUCUAUCCCCACUUUACCCAAGAGGUCAAACUAUACUAAUAGAGAGAGAAAAAGAAGAGAGAGAGAGAGAGAGAGAGAGAGAGAGAGAGAAGAAAAGGGCAUUUUCAUUGGGAAGGAGUAAGGAAGAGAAAGAAAGAACUCAAAAACACAAAUACACAUAAUAGCAAAGAGAGAAAGAAAGAAAACAAGGUUUUAUAUUUGUAUGUAGUAAUUGUAUUAUAUAUGUCUAGCUAGUGUUGGGAAAGAUAGGGGGCAAAGUUUCAGCAUUUGGUCUCUUUAUUUCUCAGCAAACCCUCCUUUUUUUCUGCCUCCCUUGUCUCCCCACCACUUCCGGCCACUGUCUCCGGCAACCCCUCACCGGAUUUUUCCAACCUGGGUCAACCCAUAUCUAAACAAAGUCUUUUACUUUCUUCUCUUUUCUCUUCUGGGUUUCGAUUGAUUUUGUGUUUUACUGAGCUGAGCUGAGCUGAUCUGAGCUCAAAGGUGGAAUUUUGGCAUCUGGGUAUUGUUUCUUUCUUUAAUCUGAUUGCUGGAGGAGAUGAGUCAGUGACAUUUUUGGGUGUUUUGUUUAAAGUCAAAGUCGCCGGAACGAGCAAUGAAGGCUCCGGCGAACGGUGUUGCUGGUGCUUCUGUUGCUGCUUCUCCUAAUCCAUUGGAAGGAGCAGAGAAGAAGAGCAUAAACCAGGAGUUAUGGCAGGCAUGCGCUGGGCCACUGGUGAACUUGCCGCCGGCUGGGACCCACGUCGUCUACUUUCCUCAAGGUCACAGUGAACAGGUUGCAGCAUCCAUGAAGAAAGAUGUAGAUUCUCAAAUCCCCAAUUACCCGAAUCUUCCAUCGAAGCUAUUGUGUCUUCUUCACAGUGUCACCCUUCAUGCUGACCCAGAAACAGAUGAAGUAUAUGCUCAGAUGACACUCCAACCGGUUCAAACCGUUGAUAAAGAUGCACUAUUGAGGUCUGAUCUUGCUCUCAAGACAAAUAAACCCCAACCCGAGUUUUUCUGUAAAACGCUUACAGCAAGUGAUACAAGUACUCAUGGAGGUUUCUCUGUUCCUCGACGUGCAGCAGAGAAGAUUUUUCCACCUCUUGAUUUCUCUAUGCAACCACCCGCUCAAGAACUUGUUGCCAGGGAUUUGCAUGAUAAUGUUUGGACCUUCCGCCAUAUUUACCGUGGACAACCGAAACGCCACUUGCUUACCACUGGAUGGAGUCUAUUUGUCAGCGGGAAGAGGCUUUUUGCUGGCGACUCGGUUCUAUUUAUCAGGGAUGAAAAACAACAUCUACUUCUCGGUAUUAGACGAGCUAACAGGCAACCUACGAACCUAUCAUCAUCUGUAUUGUCAAGCGAUAGUAUGCAUAUUGGAAUUCUGGCAGCUGCCGCUCACGCUGCAGCCAACAAUAGUCCUUUCACAGUGUUCUACAAUCCUAGGGCUAGUCCAUCAGAAUUUGUUAUUCCAUUAGCAAAGUACUACAAGGCAGUGUGUGGAAAUCAAAUAUCACUUGGCAUGCGUUUUCGUAUGAUGUUUGAAACCGAAGAGUCGGGAACAAGAAGGUAUAUGGGUACAAUCACGGGUAUCAGUGAUCUUGAUCCUGCUAGAUGGAAGAAUUCACAAUGGCGGAAUUUACAGGUUGGUUGGGACGAGUCAACUACUGGCGAAAGGCGUAAUAGGGUGUCAAUCUGGGAGAUUGAACCUGUUACAGCUCCAUUUUUCAUCUGCCCCCCUCCAUUUUUCAGGUCAAAGCGUCCAAGGCAAGCGGGGAUGCCAGAUGACGAUUCAUCGGACAUAGAUAACCUAUUUAAGAGAACAAUGCCUUGGCUCGGUGAUGAUAUUGGCAUGAAGGACAACCAAGGUUUUCCUGGCUUAAGCUUAGUCCAAUGGAUGAACAUGCAGCAAAAUCCUGCAUCCUUGGCUAACUCCAUCCAGCCAAAUUACAUGCAGCAUUCGUUUUCUGGCUCGGUUCUGCAAAAUCUUCCUGGAGCUGAUAUUUCUAGGCAGUUGGGCUUGUCAGCACCUCAAAUAUCUCAGGCAAACAACUUACAGUUCGGUUCCCAAAGACUACCUCAGCAAGCACAACAGCACGAUCAACUCCCGAAUUUACCUCCCACAAUGAACUCUAUAGGAUCUGUUAUGCAUACGCAGCCACAGCAACAGAUGAGCGAUGCUACUCGGCAACAACCAAGACAAAGUAUGGUUAAUCAAACUCUACCUUCGAGUCAAGUUCAAGCUCAGACUCUGCAUUCUCAAAAUCUUGUUCAAACAAACAAUAUGCUUCAGCAACAAAAUUCCAUGCAAAGCAAUCAGAUUCAGAGAAACCUAUCUCAAAAUCAUCAACAGCAGCAUCAGCAACAUAUUACUAGCCAAAUGCAACAGCAAAAUCUAAUGCAGUCUCAACUACAAACUGAUCAAAUGAACCAACAGUAUCAACAUAUUUCGGAUAAUCAACUUCAUUUUCAGUUGUUACAGAAGCUUCAGCAGCAACAACAGUCAAUUUUAGCACAACAGUCGUCGCUGCAUCCACCCGCUCAACAUGCUCAAAACCAAGAUCAGCAGAGGCAAACUUUGGAUGGUUCCCAUAGUUUCUCCAGGUCUUCAACUCCUAGCCAAAUCUCUGAGAUGCCACAAAUGGUGACAAGCUCGCUUCCUCAACCGAACAUUACAGUCACACAACAGAUGACUCAGAAUAAUAACAUCAAUCAAACCAAUGCACGAUUCUCUCAAACACCCCAUCAACCUAAGCUUCAACAUCAGCAACAUGGCAUGCUAUCUGAAAUGCCAGGGAACAUGGGACAUCCCCCGAACUCAGUAACAAAUCAUGUUGCUUCAGGUGGUAACAGUGCAGCGACAGGAGUUGUGGGAGCUGGGCAAUCUGGGAUAACCGAAGAUGUUCCAUCUUGCUCGACAUCUCCUUCUACAAACAAUUGUUCAAAUGGAGUUCCGCCAGUUAUGAACAGUAGAGUUCACCGAAGUACAAUUGUGGUGGAAGACAUGGCUCAGUCUGCUGCCACCAUAUUGAGUCCCAAUGGAUUGGAAACAAUGUCUUCAAAUGUCAACUUUGUAAAAGAUUUCCACCACCAAAAGUCUGAAGUCAAGCCUUCAUUGAAUAUCCCAAGAAGUCAAAGUCAAGGAAUCUGUACCCCUCAGACAUACCUGAAUGGAGCUGCUCAAACAGAUUACUUGGAUACAUCAUCUUCAACAACUUCAAUUUGCCUUUCUCAGAAUGAUGUGAAUUUACAGCAAAAUAAUCAUCACAAUAAUCAUUUUCCUUUCACUACACAGUCAAUGCUUUUUAGAGAAGCAAGUCAAGAAAAGGAAGUUCAGGCAAAUCAAGGAAACAAUGGUUCUUAUGGUAAUCCCAUCGACGAUCAUUUACCAGCACCUUUGAAUCCCGAUGCUUUAUUGACAAAAGAAUUGGUGGGGUUAGGGAAAGAUUUCCCGAAUAAUCUUUCAACGGGAGACCUGUUGAGCAACUAUGAAAAUUCAAAAGAUGCUCAGCAGGAGCUUUCAUCUUCGAUGGUCUCUCAGUCAUUUGGUGUUCCUGAUAUGACAUUCAAUUCAAUUGACUCGACAAUCAACGAUGGUAGCUUCUUGAACAGGGGGCCAUGGGCACCAGCACCGCCAUUUCAACGAAUGCGAACAUAUACCAAGGUUUACAAACGUGGAGCUGUGGGAAGGUCUAUCGAUAUUACUCGCUAUUCAGGUUAUGAUGAGCUUAAACAAGAUCUUGCUCGUAGAUUUGGUAUCGAGGGACAAUUAGAGGAUAGACAGAGAGUAGGGUGGAAACUAGUGUAUGUGGAUCACGAAAAGGAUGUUCUUCUCGUCGGAGAUGACCCCUGGCAGGAGUUUGUCAACUGCGUUCGCUGCAUUAAGAUCCUCUCCCCACAAGAAGUCGAGCAAAUGAGCUUGGAUGGAAAUUUCGGUGGAGGCAGCGGUCCACUUCAAAAUCAAGCUUGCAGUAGUUCUGAUGGCGGGAAUGCAUAAAGUUAACAACUUUCUUCAUUUGAAGUGAAACCGCUCGUGAUCUCUUUCAGCAUGUUGUAACACCGACGAUGGAUCAUAAAGUCAUCGGUGUUGAUUGCAGGAGCAAACAAAAUAUAAAAAUUUGCUUUUGCUCGAAAACACUAGCGAAAUGAGAGGUGAUUCCAAGGCUACAAAAGUUCUAUUAGAGCUGGCUAUGGAUUUUUGACUAAGUCUUCUUGUUGGACUGUAAAAGGGAAAAAAUUAUACUAAUUCUAGUUCUUUUUUUUUUUCUUUUGGUAAAUUUUUGAAGUUUUCUCACUCAAAUGCAUUGUAGAAAGUAGAAAAGUAUAAUUUUUUUUUUUUUUAUAAGUGAUAGUUCUUCUGAGUGUAAAUUUGUAGAUUUCUUGAAUGAAAUUAAUUUUAUGUUAGUGAAA
Messenger RNA from Cannabis sativa, 4480 nucleotides. RefSeq names its product auxin response factor 19. NCBI's taxonomy places the organism in Eukaryota, Viridiplantae, Streptophyta, Magnoliopsida, Rosales, Cannabaceae. Bases 684 to 4067 code for a protein of 1127 amino acids. Gene Ontology annotation, molecular function: protein binding; DNA binding. Gene Ontology annotation, cellular component: nucleus. The record is from RefSeq and is a predicted model, not a curated record. The transcript is spliced from 14 exons. Gene Ontology annotation, biological process: regulation of DNA-templated transcription; response to hormone.